AGUGUGCUGUUCUUGUUGCUCCAGAUGAGGCCGUAGUAAAUUGCUCACCGAGUGUGUUGAGGUGUUGGUGUAAUGCAUUUCGUCCACAUAUCAUGGCAAGGAGAAAGCUAAGUGGAGACGGCUGACUAACGAUUUCACCAGGUCGGGAAGGUACACCCUGCAUAUAGGGCCAUUGGAUUGUUGUCUACCCUUCUGUUCGUCUCAAUGCCACAUCAACAACCAUGAGAACGCUGGCGGUGCUGCUAUGUCUCAACUGUGCUGCAAUCCCCUAUGUAGUAGGCUCGGAGGGUGGUAGGCCACGAGGGGUGGGACCAGAAUUCGCCAAGUUUUACAAGGAUGCCACUUCCUUCACUUGCAUCUCCAACCCCUCGAUAAGCCUCUCUAUAUCUCAGGUCAACGACGACUACUGCGACUGCCCAGAUGGAUCCGACGAGCCAGGUACUUCCGCAUGUUCGUACCUGUCGCCCCUCUCGCCGCACACCCUUGCGCAUCAGUCCAACGCCGGUGUCAACACAACACUGGCAUUGCCUGGGUUCUACUGCAAGAACAAAGGCCACGUUCCCUCCUACGUCCCAUUCGAGCAUGUGAACGAUGGCGUCUGCGACUACGAUGUUUGCUGCGAUGGCAGCGAGGAGUGGGACCAUGUGGGCGGCACCAAGUGUGAAGACAAGUGUCAGGCGCUCGGGAAGGAAUGGCGGAAGCAGGGCGAAGCUAGGCAGAAAAGUCUCGGCAAUGCGGGCAGGAAGCGUAAGGAGCUUGUUGCUGAGGCAGGCAGGCUGAGGAAGCAGGUCGAAGAUCGCAUACAGAGUCUAGGCACUGAGAUUGAAGGUGGUGAGCUCAAGGUCAGACAGCUGGAGAGCGAAUUGACGGAGAUUGAGCGAAAGGAGAAAGGCAAGGUUGUCCGUGCCAGUGCUGACAAGGAGAUGGGGAAGAUGGGUGUGCUCGUUGGUUUGGCAAAGCAGCGGACGGAAGAGCUCCGGAAUGCUCUUACGCGGGUGAAAUCUGAGCGUGACUCGAGCCGGAGCAGGCUACAAGAGCUCGAGGGCAUUCUGUCCACGUUCAAAGAAGAGUACAACCCCAACUUCAACGACGAAGGCGUCAAGCGUGCUGUCCGAGCAUGGGAAGACUACGCCGCUCGCGACAAAGGUCCGGAGCCCGAUGCGGCCCACGACCGUGACUUGGAUGCCUUUACCAAGUCGGACAAAGAGAACGGCCUGGACUGGGAGGAAUAUGAGAGUGACGACGAGGAGUCGGACACGGAAGUUUUGUACGCUUUCGAAGCCUACUUACCCUCUUCUCUCCGCACGUGGCUGGACCAGAAGCUGCGUGACUUGCGCCUUUGGAUGAUCGACUCCGGCAUCCUCGCCGGCACCGCUCCGUCCACGGGCGAAAGCAAGGGCGUCACGGAUGCAAAAAAUCGUGUCAGCUCCGCCAAGAAGGAUCUCGACGGCCUGCACAAGUCUCACCGUGAGCACCAAGAAGACCUCGAAAAGGACUUUGGCCUCGACGACGUCUUCCGUGCAAUGAAAGGCCAAUGUGUCUCAACAGAUUCCGGCGAGUAUACGUACGAACUUUGCUUCCUAGACAAGACAACUCAGAUGCCGAAGAAGGGCGGCGCGCAUACCAACAUGGGCAACUUUGUUCGGCUCGAAACGAUUGUCGUUGACGAAGACGUGCCGCCGAACGGCAAAGGUCUCGGUUCUGGCGAAAGGGUGGCGAUGAAGCACGAGAAUGGCCAGCAUUGCUGGAAUGGGCCGAAUCGGAGCACCAUGGUGGUAUUGGCUUGUGCGGAGGAGAAUGAGAUCUGGAAGAUUAUGGAGGAGGAGAAGUGUGUGUAUAGGAUGGAGGUUGGUACGCCGGCUGUUUGCGGAAUCGGAGGUGAGGGGAAACCUGCGCCAGCGAAGGAUGAAUUGUAGGACUAGAGUCAGCAUAGAUGAGAUCUGCAUAACAUGACGCAUUGAGACGGCAACGGGGAAUUGGUUGACCUGACGGGAACAUCACGCGACCAGGGCGAUGACUGAGACGGGAAGGCUCUUUCGAACUUGCACCAUGAGAGCGUGGCGCACAUUGUGGUCACCAUGAACACGACCAUCACACGCGACGCGUGCUAGGAUCUUGGAGGGCGAGUGUUAAUGAAGAUCAACGGCCGGGUAACCUGGUAACGGAGCCCUGGCUCGGUACUAAUUGCCGCACGCGAUAGCGGUACGAGUCGUUCAUGAUGCGAUACUUCUGCUGCUUGCAAGACAUUGCAAGCUCAUCUUGGUACGAUCGACAUCGAUGGAUCAACAGCCGUUC
Baudoinia panamericana UAMH 10762 is the source of this 2295-nucleotide messenger RNA. RefSeq lists its product as uncharacterized. The record is from RefSeq and is a predicted model, not a curated record. The transcript has 3 exons. Lineage: Eukaryota; Fungi; Ascomycota; Dothideomycetes; Mycosphaerellales; Teratosphaeriaceae. Gene Ontology annotation, biological process: N-glycan processing. Gene Ontology annotation, cellular component: glucosidase II complex. Bases 222 to 1916 code for a protein of 564 amino acids.